CAUUAGAAAACGAGUGAAAGGCGCAAGAAUGCGAGGACAGGGGUCUUCCUCUCGCUCGCUCGCUCGCUCGUAAUGGGAGGUAAGAGGUAGAGAGGCCGAUCGAGAGGCGAGUGCGCGAGAUCCCUCUUUCGUCUUCCAAAAAAGAAGCUCGACCUUGACCUCUCAGGAUCCCGCAGAUCAUUUUGAUCCUGUUCGGGCAGCCCAUCAAAUUUGGGAGCGGGGAGUGCAAAUAUGCGCUGCUGAUUGAGUGGAGCUUUGGGAUCGAUCUCGGUGCUACCGGCGCUUUUUUUUUUUUUUUUUUUUUUUUUGCAGAGAUAACGACCAGCUGGAACAGGCUUUUUUGGAUUGUGGAACUUGUCUAGGAAUUUCUCAAACAUCUCACUAGAUAUCAAAUGGAAAAGGAAAAGGACGAACUAUGAGGCUAAAGGCAGUUUCUGCAGGCUCAGACAACCAUUAUUUAUAAGACCUCUGCCAUUGAAGAUACAUCUUUAAGACCUCAGACUCUUGUUUUUUUUUUCUCCUUAAUAUUUCUCCAUCAAGCAUGAUUAAGCAGAUACUAAACCGGCUCCCACGGAAACCGUCAAAAGCAUCUGAUAAUUCAGUUGGUGGACCCAUUCCUCCGUCUUCUUCUUCAAGCAGCUCUAGGAGUGGAGAUUUGCAAGGCAGUAGGAUCACUAGCCUUAACAGUCAGACCCCUCCCGGUUCAAAUCCUGGGCUAAAUCAUCUAAACAAAUAUUCUCCAACAAUUAAUUCGAGAUUGAAUGGAAGCUAUGUCCCAGUAUAUGAAGCUUUGCCAAGUUUUAAGGAUGUUCAACAUUCUGAGAGGCAGAAUUUGUUCAUCAGAAAGUUGGACUUGUGUUGUGAUGUAUUUGAUUUCACUGACCCAACAAAGAACUUGAAAGAGAAAGACAUAAAACGACAGACUUUAUUGGAACUUGUCGACUAUGUGACUUCAGCAAGUGGCAAAUUUCCAGAAAAUGUCAUGGAAGAGACAACCAAGAUGGUAUCUCUCAACUUGUUCAGAAACCUAACUAUUCCACCUCGAGAGCACAUGGUUUUGGAAAAAAUUGAUGCGGAAGAGGAAGAACCUGUAAUGGAUCCAGCAUGGAAUCAUUUGCAGAUUGUUUAUGAGUUUUUUCUACGGUUUGUUGCAUCGCCAGAGACUGAUGCUAAGUUGGCAAAAAGGUAUAUAGAUCAUUCCUUUGUUCUUAGGCUCCUUGACCUAUUUGAUUCUGAAGAUCCUAGAGAGAGGGAGUACUUAAAGACAAUACUUCACCGUAUCUAUGGAAAAUUUAUGGUCCAUCGACCCUUCAUCAGAAAAGCUAUAAACAAUAUAUUUUAUCGGUUUAUCUUUGAGACGGAGAAACACAAUGGGAUCGCUGAGCUAUUGGAGAUUUUGGGAAGCAUCAUCAGUGGGUUUGCAUUACCAUUAAAAGAAGAACAUAAAUUAUUCCUUGUAAGGGCCCUGAUCCCACUUCACAAACCAAGGUGCAUCGCAAUGUACCAUCAGCAGUUAUCAUAUUGCGUAACUCAAUUUAUCGAGAAGGAUUGCAAACUUGCUGAUACUGUUAUAAGGGGCUUAUUGAAAUACUGGCCUAUUACAAACAGUACAAAAGAAGUCAUGUUCUUGGGAGAGUUAGAAGAGGUCCUGGAAGCAACACAGCCUGCAGAUUUUCAACGUUGUAUGGUUCCACUGUUUCACAAGAUUUCUCGAUGUUUGAACAGUUCUCAUUUUCAGGUGGCAGAAAGAGCAUUGUUCCUUUGGAAUAAUGAUCACAUCGAGAACUUGAUCAAACAAAAUAGCAAGGUCAUACUGCCCAUCAUCUUUCCUGCAUUGGAGAGAAACUCAAAGAGACACUGGAAUCAAGCUGUUCAAAGUCUCACCCUCAACAUUCGCAAGAUUUUCUCUGAUCAUGAUCCUGAUCUAGUAGCCGAGUGCUUGAAGAAGUUUGAGGAGGAUGAGGCGAAAAACAAGGAAAUUAUUUCAAAACGCGAAGACACAUGGAAGCGCCUUGAAGCUGUUGCUGCUUCAAAUGCUGCAAAGAAGGGUCCUUCGGGAUCUAAAGUACAGGGUUAAACUGUUCAUAAGAGGCAUUGGAGAAAGAGGGGAAAGAAAAAAAAAGAUGCAGCAGUGUCUGAAAUGUAGAAUCUGGGAGUCAAUUGUUACUGGAGGAAGAGCCGGAACGAUUAAAUUUGAGGGUGAUGUUAUGCAAAUUUGCAGGGGACUAUUUUAUCACUUGCUUUCUUCUGCGUCGGUCACUUGUUUAGUGAUUUUAUUUAAGCAGUUUUUAUUUCUUGUGAAUGGAACGAGGGUUACGGUUCUCGAAUGAAUUUGAUACCAUAUUAUUUUCUGUGGUUAUGUAGCAUGCUUAACUCAUGAUUGGAUUUAAGGUUGCUCUACUA
Messenger RNA from Zingiber officinale, 2403 nucleotides. Its product is annotated as serine/threonine protein phosphatase 2A 57 kDa regulatory subunit B' theta isoform-like. The record is from RefSeq and is a predicted model, not a curated record. Bases 542 to 2077 code for a protein of 511 amino acids. The transcript has 5 exons. Gene Ontology annotation, molecular function: protein phosphatase regulator activity. Gene Ontology annotation, biological process: signal transduction. Lineage: Eukaryota; Viridiplantae; Streptophyta; Magnoliopsida; Zingiberales; Zingiberaceae. Gene Ontology annotation, cellular component: protein phosphatase type 2A complex.